Messenger RNA from Anarrhichthys ocellatus (wolf-eel), 3067 nucleotides. RefSeq names its product syntaxin 2b (gene stx2b). Gene Ontology annotation, biological process: exocytosis; intracellular protein transport; synaptic vesicle fusion to presynaptic active zone membrane. The record is from RefSeq and is a predicted model, not a curated record. Gene Ontology annotation, molecular function: SNAP receptor activity; SNARE binding. Gene Ontology annotation, cellular component: plasma membrane; SNARE complex; endomembrane system. NCBI's taxonomy places the organism in Eukaryota, Metazoa, Chordata, Actinopteri, Perciformes, Anarhichadidae. The coding region runs from base 320 to 1186 and encodes 288 amino acids. The transcript has 10 exons.
AGAGAGAGAGAGAGAUGUCGUGGAUCUGUUACGGUGUAGACCAGAAACACCGUCACUUUAGACUUUAAUUGUAGCGUCUUUAUUGUUUUUUAACUGUAUUGUAGACACCGUUUUGCUAGAAUUAAAACUUUUUAGACAUAUUUCUGCCGCCUUGAUAACGCUGCUAAAGUUGGCCUGCUUUGUUUCUCAUCUCCAUUACUCGACAAUCUGGACCCCAGUGCACAGUAAGCUGGAUCAAUGUUACUCUACACAUGGAGACUUGACAGGAUGAUGAUGUUUUACUAGAAUUAUCUGGGCAGGAGACGAGCUGAUCGGUGUGAUGAAGGACCGACUGGCCGAACUGACUGUUGGUACGUCACGAGCAGAGGUGGAUGUCACAGUCGCAGUGGACAGAGAUGGCUUCAUGGAGAGCUUUUUCAGGAGGGUGGAAGAAGUCAGAGGACUCAUUGAUAAGGUCUCCUACCAAGUGGAGGAGGUGAGGAAGAUGCACAGCAUGAUCCUGUCUGCACCCAACCCAGAUGACAGAACAAAGGACCAACUGGAUGCACUGACCAACGAUAUCAAAGGCAAUGCCAACGUGGUGCGAACUAAACUAAAAUCCAUGGAGCACAGUAUGCCCAAAGACGACGCAGCUAACAGAUCUUCGGUUGACUUCAGGAUCCAGAAAACGCAGCACACAGUGCUGUCCAGGAAGUUUGUGGAGGUCAUGACCCAGUACAAUGAGACUCAAGUGUCCUUUCGGGAAAGAAGCAAAGGGAGGAUCCAGAGACAGCUGGAGAUAACUGGAAAAGUGACCACCGAUGAAGAACUAGAGGGCAUGUUAGAAAGUGGAAAUCCAUCGAUCUUCACAUCUGAUAUCAUUUCUGAUUCCCAGAUCACACGUCAAGCCCUGAGCGAGAUAGAGUCCCGACAUCAGGACAUUAUGCGUCUGGAGUCGAGCAUCAGAGAGCUCCAUGCGAUGUUCAUGGACAUGGCGAUGUUGGUAGAAACUCAGGGCGAUAUGGUUAACAACAUCGAGAAGAACGUUUCCAAUGCAGUCGAAUACAUUUGCAGUGCAAAGGAAGAGACUAAAAAAGCAGUGAGAUACCAGAAAAAAUCCCGGAGGAAACUCCUCGGCCUUAUCAUGUGUGUGGUCGCAGGUUUACUCCUUUUGCUCAUCAUAAUAGUUGGAGUCUUUGAGUCAUGAGUCACACCCUCACAGCAGUCAGCUGUAUGCAGGUCCAGUACAGUGAUGAAACAAAGAACAGCUUCAUAGUAAGACAACAAUAAGUCAUUCACUAUCGAAGAGCAUUACAGAGGGGAUCGCGCUGAAGUAAGUAUAACGUGUGUGUGAUCCACUUUGCACCAGUACCAUCAGACCUCAUGAUAUACCGUCCUGGGGCAAUUCUGUACUGUGUUGCUCGAACAAAGCCUCCUGUCAGCACACAUCCUUUUCCCUAAGCGGUCAUAUAAUGAAUGCUGACAGCACAUCCGAUUUUAAAACUGGUGUGCGUUCUGUAUCGCUGACAUUUGUUCAUGUAAAAGGUAGGGUUGGUAAUCUUCUUUAAAUUUCUUUUUGAUAUUUCUGUUGAAAUUGUCAUUACAUCCUGACAACAAUCAAUGAAUCAAAUUCUCUGAUGAAAACAAGAAACAAGAAACCAGUAUGUAAUGGUUGGACGGGCUACCUACCUGCCCGUCUACCUGCUGCCUGAGCGUUUUCUGCCCGUGCACUCAUUGGUCUUCCACAAGCUGCCAGCUUGACCGCUGUGAGUACUAACAGUAGCAUGUUCAUUGUUUACACUCAUGAUAACUUUGAGGUAGUGGUUUUGGAGGAAGGGCGGUCAGUGAUGGCGACUUUCUUGCAAAUUUAGCAUCUUUUGAAACUAGUGCUGCUACCUACUUUCAUUGGAAAAGAGUUGCCAACACUGGGCGGGGCUUUUCGGUUCGAUAAUUAAAAAAAAUGUAGCCUACUUUUGCUAGUUUCUCAAGAUUACCAACUGUAGCUUUAAGUAUCAUUCGCAGAUAUUUCUUUGUCGUUUGUCGAAGGACAUUUUGGGAAAUAAGCUCAUUCGUCUUCUUGCCGAAAGUUAGAUAAGAAGAUUGAUUACCACUCAUGUCUGUACCAGCAGUAGCUGUGGUAGCUUAGCUUAGCAUAACGACUGGAAACAGACAAACAGCUAGCCUGGCUCUGCCAAAAGUAACAAAUAUGGCACGUUACGGGUUUACAGGGGUUUUAUGCCAAACUAUUUCUUGGCCAGGCGCAGUGACUUCCACUUCUCCUGGUACAUAGGCCUUGGAAAAUCCACAAUGUGUCGUUUUUACACUUCUGUUUGUGUACAGAUUAAACAAACAAGAUAUAAUGUGGUCGUCUGAGAGUUUUAGAGACGGUGGUAGGCUGAUUUUGUUAUCUUUUGGCAGAGCCAGGCUAGCUGUUUCUCUUUGUUCCCAGUCUUUGUGCUAAGCCAAGUGGCUGCAGCAUCAUAUUUGGCGUGCAGACAUGAGAGUGGUAUCCAUAUUCUCACCUUACUCUUGACAAGAAACCAAAUAAGCAUUGAAAUAUAGAUAUUAAAUUCUCUUUGUAAAUGAAUUGCAUAAUUUGUGUUUACAUGUUCAUGUGUAUGAUCCUUAUGUUCUCUUGUCCUUUUAUGCAUUUCCUGUAAUUCAUGUGAAUUGAAUGUAAAACUACUACAGCUCAGGAGUCCUUUAGAAAUAGAACAUUUUUAAAAUAUAUUCUCUGUAUCAUUUCAAGUUAACUGUGUCUCAAUCAGACGAAAUAUCUUCAGAUCAAUCGAAUUUAAUUCAUCAUCUCAUUCAAUAACUCAAAAUCAACAAUCUUAUAAAAGUUCCUUGACAUUUAAUAUGAAACCUUAACUUAUUGAAUAUAUUAUAUUUAUCCCGAUCAAGGUGUGUGAUGACUGAAAUGUUUAUUGUGAAAAGAGUUGCGCUACAUUGUAGGACUCUUGGAUUAUGUUGUUUCAAGAGCACACAUUUUUAAUUUUGAUACAUUUGAUUCUUGUAAGUUAUAUAUUGUAUUUUAUAUUGAAACAGAAUACUUAAGUCAUGUAAUUAAAAGAUAAAGAGUAAAAAG